AUGGAAGCAGCUAUGGAAUUCGAUGAAGCAACUCUAAGAGGCCAAGCAGAUGUAUGGAAGUACAUGUUCAGCUUUGUAGAUUCCAUGGCCUUGAAAUGUGCCGUGGAGCUCCGCAUACCAGAUAUCAUACACUCUCGUGGUCAUGCAUUGACUUUGUCUGAAAUAGCAUCGUCCUUCGACUCUUCUUCACCCGGUCCCGAUAUCACAUGCCUCUCUCGCAUCAUGCGGUUGCUGGUCCGCCGGAAAAUCUUCACCGCACAUUAUGAUGGUGAAGAUUCCGAUGAAACCCUCUACGGAUUGACUCCCUCGUCUAGAUGGCUCUUGCGUGACUCAGAGCUCACACUAGUUCCGAUGCUUCUCUUGGAGACUGAUGCUACUCUGAUGGCUCCAUGGCAUUGUUUCAGCCAGUGCGUCAAGCAAGGUGGCUCAUGCGCUUUUGAGAAAGCCCAUGAUCGAAUUAUAUGGCAAUUAUGCUCUGAAAACCCCGAGUUCAACCGAUUGUUCAACGACGGAAUGGCGUGUACUGCUAUAAUUACGAUGAAAGCGAUACUGUCCGGCUAUAAGGGUGGGUUUGAUGAUACAGCAACACUGGUGGAUGUUGGCGGUGGGACUGGAAGCGCAGUGGCAGAGAUUGUGAAGGCGUAUCCCAGCGUUAAGGGCAUCAACUUUGAUCUACCACAUGUAGUUGCAACAGCGCCGAUGUACCAUGGGGUGUCGCAUGUUGGAGGUGACAUGUUUGAUGAGGGUAGUAUACCAAACACUGAUGCAAUUUUCAUGAAGUGGAUUAUGCACGACUGGAGCGACAAUGAUUGCGUCAAGAUAUUGAAGAACUGUUGGAAGGCGAUACCGGAGAGAACUGGCAAGGUGAUUAUUGCGGACAUCGUUCUGGAGCCAAAUGGUGCUGGCAUGUUUGACGACACAGGCUUGGUGUUUGAUCUGUUGAUGAUUGCACACACUUUAGGUGGAAAGGAGAGGACUGAGAGUGAAUGGAAGAAAAUCUUGGAACAUGCUGGCUUCCCUCGCUACAAAAUCAUCAAAAUUCCAUCUUUACUGUCCAUUAUUGAGGCAUACCCUGUGUGAAAACUGAA
Messenger RNA from Argentina anserina (silverweed cinquefoil), 1088 nucleotides. RefSeq names its product (R,S)-reticuline 7-O-methyltransferase-like. The transcript is spliced from 2 exons. The coding region runs from base 1 to 1080 and encodes 359 amino acids. Gene Ontology annotation, biological process: methylation. The record is from RefSeq and is a predicted model, not a curated record. Lineage: Eukaryota; Viridiplantae; Streptophyta; Magnoliopsida; Rosales; Rosaceae. Gene Ontology annotation, molecular function: O-methyltransferase activity; S-adenosylmethionine-dependent methyltransferase activity; protein dimerization activity.